Messenger RNA from Pogoniulus pusillus (Red-fronted tinkerbird), 1135 nucleotides. It is a transcript of the gene CBLN2, whose product is annotated as cerebellin 2 precursor. Gene Ontology annotation, cellular component: synapse. Gene Ontology annotation, biological process: maintenance of synapse structure. NCBI's taxonomy places the organism in Eukaryota, Metazoa, Chordata, Aves, Piciformes, Lybiidae. Bases 1 to 645 code for a protein of 214 amino acids. The transcript has 3 exons. The record is from RefSeq and is a predicted model, not a curated record. Gene Ontology annotation, molecular function: protein binding.
AUGGGGCGGCGGCGGCGGGGGGCGCUGCCGGAGCCGGCGGGCGGCGGCGGCUGCUGCUGCUGCCUGGCGGCGGCGCUGCCGCUGCUGCUACUGCUUCUGCCCGCCGGGUGCUCGGUGCGGGCGCAGAACGACACGGAGCCCAUCGUGCUGGAGGGGAAGUGCCUGGUGGUGUGCGACUCCAGCCCCUCGGCCGACGGCGCCAUCACCUCCUCCCUGGGGAUCUCGGUGCGCUCGGGCAGCGCCAAGGUGGCCUUCUCGGCCACCCGCAGCACCAACCACGAGCCCUCCGAGAUGAGCAACCGCACCAUGACCAUCUACUUCGACCAGGUAUUAGUUAAUAUUGGCAACCAUUUUGACCUUACUUCCAGUAUAUUUGUAGCACCAAGAAAAGGGAUUUAUAGUUUCAGUUUCCACGUGGUCAAGGUCUAUAACAGACAAACUAUCCAGGUAAGUUUAAUGCAAAACGGCUACCCAGUGAUUUCAGCUUUUGCAGGGGAUCAGGACGUCACCAGAGAAGCAGCCAGCAACGGGGUCUUGCUCCACAUGGAAAGAGAAGACAAAGUGCAUCUCAAACUGGAAAGGGGCAACCUCAUGGGAGGGUGGAAAUACUCAACCUUCUCCGGCUUCUUAGUCUUUCCGCUAUAAAAGGAGGCCAAACAGGAGGCAGAUCCGUGAGCCGGAGCGAGGGUUCGGUCCUUCCUGGCAGCCUGAACUGGGCAGCAGUUGACAAUGUUUCCUGCCACCCCACCAGACCCUCCACGGUAGAAGACAGCAGAUCCUCUUCUCCACUCCAACCUUUGCUCUGAGCAUUGACAAUUCCUCGGGAGCCUGAGCCUCUAAUUAGUUUUAGCCGACAGUGAUCUUUAGGAGAGAUGAAAUUAUCGACCUGAGCAGUUUGUACCUGUGACUCUAAAGUCAAUUUGGGAUUUUGUUGUUUGGGAUCAUUGACUUUCUGGUUUUAAUUUUUAUUCUCCCUCUCCCCCUCCUCCUUCUCUCUCUUAUUUGUUUAUUGUCUCCCCCUCCCACCUUUUGUCUUUUUCUUUCUCCACCCAUUGAGACGAACAACUGGGACCAACACAACCUCUUUGGCAAAAGGCUCGCUGCAGGAGCCAGAAGAAUGAAGUCUUCUUCUUUC